GUGAAAGAGAGAGAGUUUAAGGCAGGCUCUGCACUGGUGUUCUGGGCUAUUUCAACUUCGGGGCAACUUUAGAGAACUUCAGUUAUUUUUGGUUCUGGACGACAGCUGAGACCGGCCGAGCCUCCAGGAGAUGCUGAUGCUGAUGCGGAUGCAGAGGAGGAAGAUUCUGUUAAUGAAGUGGCAGUAGAAGACAUCCGUCCAAGGCCACAAGGAUCCUCUCCAGUUUAUGAAUAUUCCAUAGAAGAAGAAUAUUUAAAGGAGACAAUGGAAGUGACCCUGAAAACAGAAGUGGAAGCUGGUGCUAGUGGUUUUAGUGUGACAGGUGGAGGAAAUGAAGGAAUAUUUAUUAAAAAAGUACUUAAGGAAUCCCCUGCUUCAAAAAUAUUUAGUCUGAGAGAAGGUGAUCAGCUUCUAAGUGCUACAAUAUUUUUCGAUAAUAUCAAAUAUGAAGAUGCACUCAAGAUUCUCCAAUAUUCCGAGCCAUACAGAGUCCAAUUCAGCCUCAAAAGAAAAAUUGCUGGGAAAGAAGAGCUAGCACACAUUCACUCUACAGCCCAGUACAAAAAGGAAAGAUUAAGCCAGGAAAAAGAACUCAGUGAGAGCAUUCCUGAAGAAACACUGCAGGAUUCAGGAAAAGCCAUUUCAGAAGAAGACAGGGAAAUAUUAAUUGUAAGCCAAAGGGUAGGAAGAAGCAAGAGACCUAAAAAAGAUAGAUUGUCAUGGCCAAAAUUCCAGUCAAUUAAAAAUAAAAAGAUACUGGGGCACAGAAGAUCUCAUAGUACGUCAGAUGCAUAUGAGCCUGCUAUACAGGAUAUUUCCCCUACAAGCACAGACACAGAGUCUCAAUUUCAACAAGAAGUCCCUAUCAAAGAAAAAAAAGGAAGCCAAAAGAAACUGAAGUUCCCUAGCAUUGGAUUCAAAAUGCACAGAUCUAAAGCAGAAACACAAGACAAACAAAAAAAAGAAAUAAAAACUACACUGUUAUCUGAAAGAGAAAAAAUACACAAAGAAGAUAGCCUGGAAAAUGCCGAAAUACUAACUGUUGAAUAUACUACAUCUCAUGCUUAUGAAAUUCAAACAGGGGAGGUACAUGAAACUUUAACAAAAGACUUAAAAGACAUGAAAAAUGGCAUUCCAUCUCACGCAAAAAAAAGCCCUGAAGUUGAAAUAAACAUUAAAAAAGAAAAAGACAAGGAAUCAACAACAAAAGUUACUGUACCUGAAGUACCAGCUAUAACAACACAGAUACCAAAGCCCAGUUUAGAAACGCCUGAUCUGAAAGAAAGCCCAACUAAACAAACACCGCAAGCCUCAUCGAAAUCCCGAAAAAAGAAACAGAAAGGAACAGCAGAUAAAACAGAAAGAGAAAGUGGAAUUAACAUGGACAUGACGGGUCACACAGCAGAAGGGUCUAUACAGGUAAAAGGCCUAGAAAUAGGCACUGCUAAAGCAGAAUUACACAAAACACCUGACACAAUGGAAACCGCAGAAAAACAAGCAGAAGGUGACACACAAAUACUAACAAUUCAGAAAAAAAAAUUUGGGAUUUCAGUGACCAAAAGACAAGAGCAAGAUACUGACAAUGCCAAAUUGGGAAGUGACAUUCCACAUUCAAUACCAGAAAAAACAGCUGGUACAAGUUCAGAGGAUGCUAGGAAUUUGGAUGUGAAACCUCACAAGCCUGAUGCAGAGUCAGAUGUAUCUACUUGGAAAAUACAAAUGCCGUCAUUCAAAAUAGCCAAAAAUCCUAAAGCUGAAGUGAAAAUACCAGGAGAAGAAAGGACAAUUGAGUCAGCAGAUACUGUAAAAAAGGCAGAGAGAGAAGAAGAUGUCACGCCUGCAAGUGACAAAACCUCACAGAUGAACACUGGCAUGAAAAUAGGAGAAAAAGAUACAGAGGGAAAAGAAAGCAAAUUCAGACUGCCAAAGCUUAAAUUACCUACAUUUACCUGGACAACUACAAAGGAUGAGCCAGGACAAAGUGAAAAUCAGGUAACGGACAGAGAAGAAAAGGUACCACAGAAAGGAACAGGGCCAUCCAUAGAAAAAGAUGCAAUGACAGAGAUAAGUGUAUCAGCUAAAGACGUAGAGCCUCCAAGUGCAGAAAUUGAAAUUGGGAUCUCCAAAGAAAAAAGUAAUGCAAGGGAUAUAAAAAAAGAACUGGAAGAAAAGCUGCCAAUUCAGAACAAGGAAAACAUAAAAAGUUCCUCAAAAGAUAUUCAAUUGAGUGAGAAAGAAGAAGAACAACUGAAAGUGAAACAUGACACAGAAAUAAAAAAUGGUGAAGUCAGAAUAUCGUCAAAGAAAACAGAAGAAAUCUCUCAAAACGUGAUGACCGCAGGGGAAGGCCUCAAAGCCGACGUCCCCGGUGCCAAAACCGAAGGGGCCGGCUGGAAGGUGGAGAAGCCCUCCCUCAAAAUGCCCAAAGCUGACAUCAAAGCUCCCAAGGUGGACAUCAGCCUCCCGUCCGUCGACGUCACCCUUCCAAAGGCCAGCGUCGACCUGCAGGCCCCCGAGGCGGCCCUCACCCUCGAAGGGGAAGCAAAAGCCCCGGAGAAGGAGGCCGCGAAGACCAAGGACGGCAAGUUCAAGAUGCCCAAGUUCGGCAUGCCUUCCUUUGGCUGGUCCAGCAGCAGAGAGGCCAAGGGCACCGUGGCCGCUGACGUGGACGUCAGCCUCAAGGAGCCCCAGGUGACGGUGCCCUCGGGAACCGCCGAAGUCGACGUCACCCUGCCUACGGCCGAGAUCCAAGCCCCCAGCGUGGAGGUGAGCGUCGAGACGGCUGCCGGAGGAGACGGCGAGAAAGGUCGGUUCAAGAUGCCCGACGUCAAGAUGCCCAGCGUCAAGCUGCCCAAAGUCAAAGCUCCCCACGUGCAGGUCAGCCUGCCGAAGGCGGAGGGCUCGCUGCCCAAAGGCCAGGCCGAAGUCCCGGAGGGCGAACUCAGCCUGCAGGGCCCCGACGCCGAAGGUGGCCUGGAGGCGGCUGCCGGCAAAGUGGAGGGUGCUGGCAUGAAAAUACACAUGCCGAAAGUCAAGGUGCCCAGCGUGGUCUUCUCCAAGCCGACCGUCAAGGCUCCCAAACUGGACGCAGACGUCAGCCUCCCAGAGGCAGACCUCAAGGCCGGCGCCGUCAGCAUCGCCGCCCCCGACAUCAAGCUGCCCUCCGUGGAAGGCUCCCUGGAGCUGCAGGCGCCCGAGAUAGACCUCAAAGUGCCCUCUGGCGAAGGCUCGCUUGACGGAGCCGAGCUGGAAGCCACGGGCCUGAAGGGGAAGUUUAAGAUGCCCAAAUUCGACAAGCCCAAAUUUGGAGUGUCGCCUCCCAAGGCGGAAGGGCUCGAAGGCGAGGUCAGCCUGCCCACUGCAGAGGUCGACCUGCCCUCCGCCACCGUGACGGCCGCAGGGGAGGGCCCGGUGCUGGGCCUCAAAGCCGACGUCCCCGGUGCCAAAACCGAAGGGGCCGGCUGGAAGGUGGAGAAGCCCUCCCUCAAAAUGCCCAAAGCUGACAUCAAAGCUCCCAAGGUGGACAUCAGCCUCCCGUCCGUCGACGUCACCCUUCCAAAGGCCAGCGUCGACCUGCAGGCCCCCGAGGCGGCCCUCACCCUCGAAGGGGAAGCAAAAGCCCCGGAGAAGGAGGCCGCGAAGACCAAGGACGGCAAGUUCAAGAUGCCCAAGUUCGGCAUGCCUUCCUUUGGCUGGUCCAGCAGCAGAGAGGCCAAGGGCACCGUGGCCGCUGACGUGGAUGUCAGCCUCAAGGAGCCCCAGGUGACGGUGCCCUCGGGAACCGCCGAAGUCGACGUCACCCUGCCCACGGCCAAGAUCCAAGCCCCCAGCGUGGAGGUGAGCGUCGAGACAGCUGCCGGAGGAGACGGCGAGAAAGGUCGGUUCAAGAUGCCCGACGUCAAGAUGCCCAGCGUCAAGCUGCCCAAAGUCAAAGCUCCCCACGUGCAGGUCAGCCUGCCGAAGGCGGAGGGCUCGCUGCCCAAAGGCCAGGCCGAAGUCCCGGAGGGCGAACUCAGCCUGCAGGGCCCCGACGCCGAAGGUGGCCUGGAGGUGGCUGCCGGCAAAGUGGAGGGUGCUGGCAUGAAAAUACACAUGCCGAAAGUCAAGGUGCCCAGCGUGGUCUUCUCCAAGCCGACCGUCAAGGCUCCCAAACUGGACGCAGACGUCAGCCUCCCAGAGGCAGACCUCAAGGCUGGCGCCGUCAGCAUCGCCGCCCCCGACAUCAAGCUGCCCUCCGUGGAAGGCUCCCUGGAGCUGCAGGCGCCCGAGAUAGACCUCAAAGUGCCCUCUGGCGAAGGCUCGCUUGACGGAGCCGAGCUGGAAGCCACGGGCCUGAAGGGGAAGUUUAAGAUGCCCAAAUUCGACAAGCCCAAAUUUGGAGUGUCGCCUCCCAAGGCGGAAGGGCUCGAAGGCGAGGUCAGCCUGCCCACUGCAGAGGUCGACCUGCCCUCCGCCACCGUGACGGCCGCAGGGGAGGGCCCGGUGCUGGGCCUCAAAGCCGACGUCCCCGGUGCCAAAACCGAAGGGGCCGGCUGGAAGGUGGAGAAGCCCUCCCUCAAAAUGCCCAAAGCUGACAUCAAAGCUCCCAAGGUGGACAUCAGCCUCCCGUCCGUCGACGUCACCCUUCCAAAGGCCAGCGUCGACCUGCAGGCCCCCGAGGCGGCCCUCACCCUCGAAGGGGAAGCAAAAGCCCCGGAGAAGGAGGCCGCGAAGACCAAGGACGGCAAGUUCAAGAUGCCCAAGUUCGGCAUGCCUUCCUUUGGCUGGUCCAGCAGCAGAGAGGCCAAGGGCACCGUGGCCGCUGACGUGGACGUCAGCCUCAAGGAGCCCCAGGUGACGGUGCCCUCGGGAACCGCCGAAGUCGACGUCACCCUGCCCAUGGCCAAGAUCCAAGCCCCCAGCGUGGAGGUGAGCGUCGAGACGGCUGCCGGAGGAGACGGCGAGAAAGGUCGGUUCAAGAUGCCCGACGUCAAGAUGCCCAGCGUCAAGCUGCCCAAAGUCAAAGCUCCCCACGUGCAGGUCAGCCUGCCGAAGGCGGAGGGCUCGCUGCCCAAAGGCCAGGCCGAAGUCCCGGAGGGCGAACUCAGCCUGCAGGGCCCCGACGCCGAAGGUGGCCUGGAGGCGGCUGCCGGCAAAGUGGAGGGUGCUGGCAUGAAAAUACACAUGCCGAAAGUCAAGGUGCCCAGCGUGGUCUUCUCCAAGCCGACCGUCAAGGCUCCCAAACUGGACGCAGACGUCAGCCUCCCAGAGGCAGACCUCAAGGCCGGCGCCGUCAGCAUCGCCGCCCCCGACAUCAAGCUGCCCUCCGUGGAAGGCUCCCUGGAGCUGCAGGCGCCCGAGAUAGACCUCAAAGUGCCCUCUGGCGAAGGCUCGCUUGACGGAGCCGAGCUGGAAGCCACGGGCCUGAAGGGGAAGUUUAAGAUGCCCAAAUUCGACAAGCCCAAAUUUGGAGUGUCGCCUCCCAAGGCGGAAGGGCUCGAAGGCGAGGUCAGCCUGCCCACUGCAGAGGUCGACCUGCCCUCCGCCACCGUGACGGCCGCAGGGGAGGGCCCGGUGCUGGGCCUCAAAGCCGACGUCCCCGGUGCCAAAACCGAAGGGGCCGGCUGGAAGGUGGAGAAGCCCUCCCUCAAAAUGCCCAAAGCUGACAUCAAAGCUCCCAAGGUGGACAUCAGCCUCCCGUCCGUUGACGUCACCCUUCCAAAGGCCAGCGUCGACCUGCAGGCCCCCGAGGCGGCCCUCACCCUCGAAGGGGAAGCAAAAGCCCCGGAGAAGGAGGCCGCGAAGACCAAGGACGGCAAGUUCAAGAUGCCCAAGUUCGGCAUGCCUUCCUUUGGCUGGUCCAGCAGCAGAGAGGCCAAGGGCACCGUGGCCGCUGACGUGGACGUCAGCCUCAAGGAGCCCCAGGUGACGGUGCCCUCGGGAACCGCCGAAGUCGACGUCACCCUGCCCACGGCCGAGAUCCAAGCCCCCAGCGUGGAGGUGAGCGUCGAGACGGCUGCCGGAGGAGACAGCGAGAAAGGUCGGUUCAAGAUGCCCGACGUCAAGAUGCCCAGCAUCAAGCUGCCCAAAGUCAAAGCUCCCCACGUGCAGGUCAGCCUGCCGAAGGCGGAGGGCUCGCUGCCCAAAGGCCAGGCCGAAGUCCCGGAGGGCGAACUCAGCCUGCAGGGCCCUGACGCCGAAGGUGGCCUGGAGGCGGCUGCCGGCAAAGUGGAGGGUGCUGGCAUGAAAAUACACAUGCCGAAAGUCAAGGUGCCCAGCGUGGUCUUCUCCAAGCCGACCGUCAAGGCUCCCAAACUGGACGCAGACUUCAGCCUCCCAGAGGCAGACCUCAAGGCCAGCGCCGUCAGCAUCGCCGCCCCCGACAUCAAGCUGCCCUCCGUGGAAGGCUCCCUGGAGCUGCAGGCGCCCGAGAUAGACCUCAAAGUGCCCUCUGGCGAAGGCUCGCUUGACGGAGCCGAGCUGGAAGCCACGGGCCUGAAGGGGAAGUUUAAGAUGCCCAAAUUCGACAAGCCCAAAUUUGGAGUGUCGCCUCCCAAGGCAGAAGGGCUCGAAGGCGAGGUCAGCCUGCCCACCGCAGAGGUCGACCUGCCCUCCGCCACCGUGACGGCCGCAGGGGAGGGCCCGGUGCUGGGCCUCAAAGCCGACGUCCCCGGUGCCAAAACCGAAGGGGCCGGCUGGAAGGUGGAGAAGCCCUCCCUCAAAAUGCCCAAAGCUGACAUCAAAGCUCCCAAGGUGGACAUCAGCCUCCCGUCCGUCGACGUCACCCUUCCAAAGGCCAGCGUCGACCUGCAGGCCCCCGAGGCGGCCCUCACCCUCGAAGGGGAAGCAAAAGCCCCGGAGAAGGAGGCCGCGAAGACCAAGGACGGCAAGUUCAAGAUGCCCAAGUUCGGCAUGCCUUCCUUUGGCUGGUCCAGCAGCAGAGAGGCCAAGGGCACCGUGGCCGCUGACGUGGACGUCAGCCUCAAGGAGCCCCAGGUGACGGUGCCCUCGGGAACCGCCGAAGUCGACGUCACCCUGCCCAUGGCCGAGAUCCAAGCCCCCAGCGUGGAGGUGAGCGUCGAGACGGCUGCCGGAGGAGACGGCGAGAAAGGUCGGUUCAAGAUGCCCGACGUCAAGAUGCCCAGCGUCAAGCUGCCCAAAGUCAAAGCUCCCCACGUGCAGGUCAGCCUGCCGAAGGCGGAGGGCUCGCUGCCCAAAGGCCAGGCCGAAGUCCCGGAGGGCGAACUCAGCCUGCAGGGCCCCGACGCCGAAGGUGGCCUGGAGGCGGCUGCCGGCAAAGUGGAGGGUGCUGGCAUGAAAAUACACAUGCCGAAAGUCAAGGUGCCCAGCGUGGUCUUCUCCAAGCCGACCGUCAAGGCUCCCAAACUGGACGCAGACGUCAGCCUCCCAGAGGCAGACCUCAAGGCCGGCGCCGUCAGCAUCGCCGCCCCUGACAUCAAGCUGCCCUCCGUGGAAGGCUCCCUGGAGCUGCAGGCGCCCGAGAUAGACCUCAAAGUGCCCUCUGGCGAAGGCUCGCUUGACGGAGCCGAGCUGGAAGCCACGGGCCUGAAGGGGAAGUUUAAGAUGCCCAAAUUCGACAAGCCCAAAUUUGGAGUGUCGCCUCCCAAGGCGGAAGGGCUCGAAGGCGAGGUCAGCCUGCCCACCGCAGAGGUCGACCUGCCCUCCGCCACCGUGACGGCCGCAGGGGAGGGCCCGGUGCUGGGCCUCAAAGCCGACGUCCCCGGUGCCAAAACCGAAGGGGCCGGCUGGAAGGUGGAGAAGCCCUCCCUCAAAAUGCCCAAAGCUGACAUCAAAGCUCCCAAGGUGGACAUCAGCCUCCCGUCCGUCGACGUCACCCUUCCAAAGGCCAGCGUCGACCUGCAGGCCCCCGAGGCAGCCCUCACCCUCGAAGGGGAAGCAAAAGCCCCGGAGAAGGAGGCCGCGAAGACCAAGGACGGCAAGUUCAAGAUGCCCAAGUUCGGCAUGCCUUCCUUUGGCUGGUCCAGCAGCAGAGAGGCCAAGGGCACCGUGGCCGCUGACGUGGACGUCAGCCUCAAGGAGCCCCAGGUGACGGUGCCCUCGGGAACCGCCGAAGUCGACGUCACCCUGCCCACGGCCGAGAUCCAAGCCCCCAGCGUGGAGGUGAGCGUCGAGACGGCUGCCGGAGGAGACGGCGAGAAAGGUCGGUUCAAGAUGCCCGACGUCAAGAUGCCCAGCGUCAAGCUGCCCAAAGUCAAAGCUCCCCACGUGCAGGUCAGCCUGCCGAAGGCGGAGGGCUCGCUGCCCAAAGGCCAGGCCGAAGUCCCGGAGGGCGAACUCAGCCUGCAGGGCCCCGACGCCGAAGGUGGCCUGGAGGCGGCUGCCGGCAAAGUGGAGGGUGCUGGCAUGAAAAUACACAUGCCGAAAGUCAAGGUGCCCAGCGUGGUCUUCUCCAAGCCGACCGUCAAGGCUCCCAAACUGGACGCAGACGUCAGCCUCCCAGAGGCAGACCUCAAGGCCGGCGCCGUCAGCAUCGCCGCCCCCGACAUCAAGCUGCCCUCCGUGGAAGGCUCCCUGGAGCUGCAGGCGCCCGAGAUAGACCUCAAAGUGCCCUCUGGCGAAGGCUCGCUUGACGGAGCCGAGCUGGAAGCCACGGGCCUGAAGGGGAAGUUUAAGAUGCCCAAAUUCGACAAGCCCAAAUUUGGAGUGUCGCCUCCCAAGGCGGAAGGGCUCGAAGGCGAGGUCAGCCUGCCCACUGCAGAGGUCGACCUGCCCUCCGCCACCGUGACGGCCGCAGGGGAGGGCCCGGUGCUGGGCCUCAAAGCCGACGUCCCCGGUGCCAAAACCGAAGGGGCCGGCUGGAAGGUGGAGAAGCCCUCCCUCAAAAUGCCCAAAGCUGACAUCAAAGCUCCCAAGGUGGACAUCAGCCUCCCGUCCGUUGACGUCACCCUUCCAAAGGCCAGCGUCGACCUGCAGGCCCCCGAGGCGGCCCUCACCCUCGAAGGGGAAGCAAAAGCCCCGGAGAAGGAGGCCGCGAAGACCAAGGACGGCAAGUUCAAGAUGCCCAAGUUCGGCAUGCCUUCCUUUGGCUGGUCCAGCAGCAGAGAGGCCAAGGGCACCGUGGCCGCUGACGUGGACGUCAGCCUCAAGGAGCCCCAGGUGACGGUGCCCUCGGGAACCGCCGAAGUCGACGUCACCCUGCCCACGGCCGAGAUCCAAGCCCCCAGCGUGGAGGUGAGCGUCGAGACGGCUGCCGGAGGAGACGGCGAGAAAGGUCGGUUCAAGAUGCCCGACGUCAAGAUGCCCAGCGUCAAGCUGCCCAAAGUCAAAGCUCCCCACGUGCAGGUCAGCCUGCCGAAGGCGGAGGGCUCGCUGCCCAAAGGCCAGGCCGAAGUCCCGGAGGGCGAACUCAGCCUGCAGGGCCCCAACGCCGAAGGUGGCCUGGAGGCGGCUGCCGGCAAAGUGGAGGGUGCUGGCAUGAAAAUACACAUGCCGAAAGUCAAGGUGCCCAGCGUGGUCUUCUCCAAGCCGACCGUCAAGGCUCCCAAACUGGACGCAGACGUCAGCCUCCCAGAGGCAGACCUCAAGGCCGGCGCCGUCAGCAUCGCCGCCCCCGACAUCAAGCUGCCCUCCGUGGAAGGCUCCCUGGAGCUGCAGGCGCCCGAGAUAGACCUCAAAGUGCCCUCUGGCGAAGGCUCGCUUGACGGAGCCGAGCUGGAAGCCACGGGCCUGAAGGGGAAGUUUAAGAUGCCCAAAUUCGACAAGCCCAAAUUUGGAGUGUCGCCUCCCAAGGCGGAAGGGCUCGAAGGCGAGGUCAGCCUGCCCACCGCAGAGGUCGACCUGCCCUCCGCCACCGUGACGGCCGCAGGGGAGGGCCCGGUGCUGGGCCUCAAAGCCGACGUCCCCGGUGCCAAAACCGAAGGGGCCGGCUGGAAGGUGGAGAAGCCCUCCCUCAAAAUGCCCAAAGCUGACAUCAAAGCUCCCAAGGUGGAUAUCAGCCUCCCGUCCGUUGACGUCACCCUUCCAAAGGCCAGCGUCGACCUGCAGGCCCCCGAGGCGGCCCUCACCCUCGAAGGGGAAGCAAAAGCCCCGGAGAAGGAGGCCGCGAAGACCAAGGACGGCAAGUUCAAGAUGCCCAAGUUCGGCAUGCCUUCCUUUGGCUGGUCCAGCAGCAGAGAGGCCAAGGGCACCGUGGCCGCUGACGUGGACGUCAGCCUCAAGGAGCCCCAGGUGACGGUGCCCUCGGGAACCGCCGAAGUCGACGUCACCCUGCCCACGGCCGAGAUCCAAGCCCCCAGCGUGGAGGUGAGCGUCGAGACGGCUGCCGGAGGAGACGGCGAGAAAGGUCGGUUCAAGAUGCCCGACGUCAAGAUGCCCAGCGUCAAGCUGCCCAAAGUCAAAGCUCCCCACGUGCAGGUCAGCCUGCCGAAGGCGGAGGGCUCGCUGCCCAAAGGCCAGGCCGAAGUCCCGGAGGGCGAACUCAGCCUGCAGGGCCCCGACGCCGAAGGUGGCCUGGAGGCGGCUGCCGGCAAAGUGGAGGGUGCUGGCAUGAAAAUACACAUGCCGAAAGUCAAGGUGCCCAGCGUGGUCUUCUCCAAGCCGACCGUCAAGGCUCCCAAACUGGACGCAGACGUCAGCCUCCCAGAGGCAGACCUCAAGGCCGGCGCCGUCAGCAUCGCUGCCCCCGACAUCAAGCUGCCCUCCGUGGAAGGCUCCCUGGAGCUGCAGGCGCCCGAGAUAGACCUCAAAGUGCCCUCUGGCGAAGGCUCGCUUGACGGAGCCGAGCUGGAAGCCACGGGCCUGAAGGGGAAGUUUAAGAUGCCCAAAUUCGACAAGCCCAAAUUUGGAGUGUCGCCUCCCAAGGCGGAAGGGCUCGAAGGCGAGGUCAGCCUGCCCACUGCAGAGGUCGACCUGCCCUCCGCCACCGUGACGGCCGCAGGGGAGGGCCCGGUGCUGGGCCUCAAAGCCGACGUCCCCGGUGCCAAAACCGAAGGGGCCGGCUGGAAGGUGGAGAAGCCCUCCCUCAAAAUGCCCAAAGCUGACAUCAAAGCUCCCAAGGUGGACAUCAGCCUCCCGUCCGUUGACGUCACCCUUCCAAAGGCCAGCGUCGACCUGCAGGCCCCCGAGGCGGCCCUCACCCUCGAAGGGGAAGCAAAAGCCCCGGAGAAGGAGGCCGCGAAGACCAAGGACGGCAAGUUCAAGAUGCCCAAGUUCGGCAUGCCUUCCUUUGGCUGGUCCAGCAGCAGAGAGGCCAAGGGCACCGUGGCCGCUGACGUGGACGUCAGCCUCAAGGAGCCCCAGGUGACGGUGCCCUCGGGAACCGCCGAAGUCGACGUCACCCUGCCCACGGCCGAGAUCCAAGCCCCCAGCGUGGAGGUGAGCGUCGAGACGGCUGCCGGAGGAGACGGCGAGAAAGGUCGGUUCAAGAUGCCCGACGUCAAGAUGCCCAGCGUCAAGCUGCCCAAAGUCAAAGCUCCCCACGUGCAGGUCAGCCUGCCGAAGGCGGAGGGCUCGCUGCCCAAAGGCCAGGCCGAAGUCCCGGAGGGCGAACUCAGCCUGCAGGGCCCCGACGCCGAAGGUGGCCUGGAGGCGGCUGCCGGCAAAGUGGAGGGUGCUGGCAUGAAAAUACACAUGCCGAAAGUCAAGGUGCCCAGCGUGGUCUUCUCCAAGCCGACCGUCAAGGCUCCCAAACUGGACGCAGACGUCAGCCUCCCAGAGGCAGACCUCAAGGCCGGCGCCGUCAGCAUCGCCGCCCCCGACAUCAAGCUGCCCUCCGUGGAAGGCUCCCUGGAGCUGCAGGCGCCCGAGAUAGACCUCAAAGUGCCCUCUGGCGAAGGCUCGCUUGACGGAGCCGAGCUGGAAGCCACGGGCCUGAAGGGGAAGUUUAAGAUGCCCAAAUUCGACAAGCCCAAAUUUGGAGUGUCGCCUCCCAAGGCGGAAGGGCUCGAAGGCGAGGUCAGCCUGCCCACCGCAGAGGUCGACCUGCCCUCCGCCACCGUGACGGCCGCAGGGGAGGGCCCGGUGCUGGGCCUCAAAGCCGACGUCCCCGGUGCCAAAACCGAAGGGGCCGGCUGGAAGGUGGAGAAGCCCUCCCUCAAAAUGCCCAAAGCUGACAUCAAAGCUCCCAAGGUGGACAUCAGCCUCCCGUCCGUUGACGUCACCCUUCCAAAGGCCAGCGUCGACCUGCAGGCCCCCGAGGCGGCCCUCACCCUCGAAGGGGAAGCAAAAGCCCCGGAGAAGGAGGCCGCGAAGACCAAGGACGGCAAGUUCAAGAUGCCCAAGUUCGGCAUGCCUUCCUUUGGCUGGUCCAGCAGCAGAGAGGCCAAGGGCACCGUGGCCGCUGACGUGGACGUCAGCCUCAAGGAGCCCCAGGUGACGGUGCCCUCGGGAACCGCCGAAGUCGACGUCACCCUGCCCACGGCCGAGAUCCAAGCCCCCAGCGUGGAGGUGAGCGUCGAGACGGCUGCCGGAGGAGACGGCGAGAAAGGUCGGUUCAAGAUGCCCGACGUCAAGAUGCCCAGCGUCAAGCUGCCCAAAGUCAAAGCUCCCCACGUGCAGGUCAGCCUGCCGAAGGCGGAGGGCUCGCUGCCCAAAGGCCAGGCCGAAGUCCCGGAGGGCGAACUCAGCCUGCAGGGCCCCGACGCCGAAGGUGGCCUGGAGGCGGCUGCCGGCAAAGUGGAGGGUGCUGGCAUGAAAAUACACAUGCCGAAAGUCAAGGUGCCCAGCGUGGUCUUCUCCAAGCCGACCGUCAAGGCUCCCAAACUGGACGCAGACGUCAGCCUCCCAGAGGCAGACCUCAAGGCCGGCGCCGUCAGCAUCGCCGCCCCCGACAUCAAGCUGCCCUCCGUGGAAGGCUCCCUGGAGCUGCAGGCGCCCGAGAUAGACCUCAAAGUGCCCUCUGGCGAAGGCUCGCUUGACGGAGCCGAGCUGGAAGCCACGGGCCUGAAGGGGAAGUUUAAGAUGCCCAAAUUCGACAAGCCCAAAUUUGGAGUGUCGCCUCCCAAGGCGGAAGGGCUCGAAGGCGAGGUCAGCCUGCCCACUGCAGAGGUCGACCUGCCCUCCGCCACCGUGACGGCCGCAGGGGAGGGCCCGGUGCUGGGCCUCAAAGCCGACGUCCCCGGUGCCAAAACCGAAGGGGCCGGCUGGAAGGUGGAGAAGCCCUCCCUCAAAAUGCCCAAAGCUGACAUCAAAGCUCCCAAGGUGGACAUCAGCCUCCCGUCCGUUGACGUCACCCUUCCAAAGGCCAGCGUCGACCUGCAGGCCCCCGAGGCGGCCCUCACCCUCGAAGGGGAAGCAAAAGCCCCGGAGAAGGAGGCCGCGAAGACCAAGGACGGCAAGUUCAAGAUGCCCAAGUUCGGCAUGCCUUCCUUUGGCUGGUCCAGCAGCAGAGAGGCCAAGGGCACCGUGGCCGCUGACGUGGACGUCAGCCUCAAGGAGCCCCAGGUGACGGUGCCCUCGGGAACCGCCGAAGUCGACGUCACCCUGCCCACGGCCGAGAUCCAAGCCCCCAGCGUGGAGGUGAGCGUCGAGACGGCUGCCGGAGGAGACGGCGAGAAAGGUCGGUUCAAGAUGCCCGACGUCAAGAUGCCCAGCGUCAAGCUGCCCAAAGUCAAAGCUCCCCACGUGCAGGUCAGCCUGCCGAAGGCGGAGGGCUCGCUGCCCAAAGGCCAGGCCGAAGUCCCGGAGGGCGAACUCAGCCUGCAGGGCCCCGACGCCGAAGGUGGCCUGGAGGCGGCUGCCGGCAAAGUGGAGGGUGCUGGCAUGAAAAUACACAUGCCGAAAGUCAAGGUGCCCAGCGUGGUCUUCUCCAAGCCGACCGUCAAGGCUCCCAAACUGGACGCAGACGUCAGCCUCCCAGAGGCAGACCUCAAGGCCGGCGCCGUCAGCAUCGCUGCCCCCGACAUCAAGCUGCCCUCCGUGGAAGGCUCCCUGGAGCUGCAGGCGCCCGAGAUAGACCUCAAAGUGCCCUCUGGCGAAGGCUCGCUUGACGGAGCCGAGCUGGAAGCCACGGGCCUGAAGGGGAAGUUUAAGAUGCCCAAAUUCGACAAGCCCAAAUUUGGAGUGUCGCCUCCCAAGGCGGAAGGGCUCGAAGGCGAGGUCAGCCUGCCCACUGCAGAGGUCGACCUGCCCUCCGCCACCGUGACGGCCGCAGGGGAGGGCCCGGUGCUGGGCCUCAAAGCCGACGUCCCCGGUGCCAAAACCGAAGGGGCCGGCUGGAAGGUGGAGAAGCCCUCCCUCAAAAUGCCCAAAGCUGACAUCAAAGCUCCCAAGGUGGACAUCAGCCUCCCGUCCGUCGACGUCACCCUUCCAAAGGCCAGCGUCGACCUGCAGGCCCCCGAGGCAGCCCUCACCCUCGAAGGGGAAGCAAAAGCCCCGGAGAAGGAGGCCGCGAAGACCAAGGAUGGCAAGUUCAAGAUGCCCAAGUUCGGCAUGCCUUCCUUUGGCUGGUCCAGCAGCAGAGAGGCCAAGGGCACCGUGGCCGCUGACGUGGACGUCAGCCUCAAGGAGCCCCAGGUGACGGUGCCCUCGGGAACCGCCGAAGUCGACGUCACCCUGCCCACGGCCGAGAUCCAAGCCCCCAGCGUGGAGGUGAGCGUCGAGACGGCUGCCGGAGGAGACGGCGAGAAAGGUCGGUUCAAGAUGCCCGACGUCAAGAUGCCCAGCGUCAAGCUGCCCAAAGUCAAAGCUCCCCACGUGCAGGUCAGCCUGCCGAAGGCGGAGGGCUCGCUGCCCAAAGGCCAGGCCGAAGUCCCGGAGGGCGAACUCAGCCUGCAGGGCCCCGACGCCGAAGGUGGCCUGGAGGCGGCUGCCGGCAAAGUGGAGGGUGCUGGCAUGAAAAUACACAUGCCGAAAGUCAAGGUGCCCAGCGUGGUCUUCUCCAAGCCGACCGUCAAGGCUCCCAAACUGGACGCAGACGUCAGCCUCCCAGAGGCAGACCUCAAGGCCGGCGCCGUCAGCAUCGCCGCCCCCGACAUCAAGCUGCCCUCCGUGGAAGGCUCCCUGGAGCUGCAGGCGCCCGAGAUAGACCUCAAAGUGCCCUCUGGCGAAGGCUCGCUUGACGGAGCCGAGCUGGAAGCCACGGGCCUGAAGGGGAAGUUUAAGAUGCCCAAAUUCGACAAGCCCAAAUUUGGAGUGUCGCCUCCCAAGGCGGAAGGGCUCGAAGGCGAGGUCAGCCUGCCCACUGCAGAGGUCGACCUGCCCUCCGCCACCGUGACGGCCGCAGGGGAGGGCCCGGUGCUGGGCCUCAAAGCCGACGUCCCCGGUGCCAAAACCGAAGGGGCCGGCUGGAAGGUGGAGAAGCCCUCCCUCAAAAUGCCCAAAGCUGACAUCAAAGCUCCCAAGGUGGACAUCAGCCUCCCGUCCGUUGACGUCACCCUUCCAAAGGCCAGCGUCGACCUGCAGGCCCCCGAGGCGGCCCUCACCCUCGAAGGGGAAGCAAAAGCCCCGGAGAAGGAGGCCGCGAAGACCAAGGACGGCAAGUUCAAGAUGCCCAAGUUCGGCAUGCCUUCCUUUGGCUGGUCCAGCAGCAGAGAGGCCAAGGGCACCGUGGCCGCUGACGUGGACGUCAGCCUCAAGGAGCCCCAGGUGACGGUGCCCUCGGGAACCGCCGAAGUCGACGUCACCCUGCCCACGGCCGAGAUCCAAGCCCCCAGCGUGGAGGUGAGCGUCGAGACGGCUGCCGGAGGAGACGGCGAGAAAGGUCGGUUCAAGAUGCCCGACGUCAAGAUGCCCAGCGUCAAGCUGCCCAAAGUCAAAGCUCCCCACGUGCAGGUCAGCCUGCCGAAGGCGGAGGGCUCGCUGCCCAAAGGCCAGGCCGAAGUCCCGGAGGGCGAACUCAGCCUGCAGGGCCCCGACGCCGAAGGUGGCCUGGAGGCGGCUGCCGGCAAAGUGGAGGGUGCUGGCAUGAAAAUACACAUGCCGAAAGUCAAGGUGCCCAGCGUGGUCUUCUCCAAGCCGACCGUCAAGGCUCCCAAACUGGACGCAGACGUCAGCCCCCCAGAGGCAGACCUCAAGGCCGGCGCCGUCAGCAUCGCCGCCCCCGACAUCAAGCUGCCCUCCGUGGAAGGCUCCCUGGAGCUGCAGGCGCCCGAGAUAGACCUCAAAGUGCCCUCUGGCGAAGGCUCGCUUGACGGAGCCGAGCUGGAAGCCACGGGCCUGAAGGGGAAGUUUAAGAUGCCCAAAUUCGACAAGCCCAAAUUUGGAGUGUCGCCUCCCAAGGCGGAAGGGCUCGAAGGCGAGGUCAGCCUGCCCACUGCAGAGGUCGACCUGCCCUCCGCCACCGUGACGGCCGCAGGGGAGGGCCCGGUGCUGGGCCUCAAAGCCGACGUCCCCGGUGCCAAAACCGAAGGGGCCGGCUGGAAGGUGGAGAAGCCCUCCCUCAAAAUGCCCAAAGCUGACAUCAAAGCUCCCAAGGUGGACAUCAGCCUCCCGUCCGUCGACGUCACCCUUCCAAAGGCCAGCGUCGACCUGCAGGCCCCCGAGGCGGCCCUCACCCUCGAAGGGGAAGCAAAAGCCCCGGAGAAGGAGGCCGCGAAGACCAAGGAUGGCAAGUUCAAGAUGCCCAAGUUCGGCAUGCCUUCCUUUGGCUGGUCCAGCAGCAGAGAGGCCAAGGGCACCGUGGCCGCUGACGUGGACGUCAGCCUCAAGGAGCCCCAGGUGACGGUGCCCUCGGGAACCGCCGAAGUCGACGUCACCCUGCCCACGGCCGAGAUCCAAGCCCCCAGCGUGGAGGUGAGCGUCGAGACGGCUGCCGGAGGAGACGGCGAGAAAGGUCGGUUCAAGAUGCCCGACGUCAAGAUGCCCAGCGUCAAGCUGCCCAAAGUCAAAGCUCCCCACGUGCAGGUCAGCCUGCCGAAGGCGGAGGGCUCGCUGCCCAAAGGCCAGGCCGAAGUCCCGGAGGGCGAACUCAGCCUGCAGGGCCCCGACGCCGAAGGUGGCCUGGAGGCGGCUGCCGGCAAAGUGGAGGGUGCUGGCAUGAAAAUACACAUGCCGAAAGUCAAGGUGCCCAGCGUGGUCUUCUCCAAGCCGACCGUCAAGGCUCCCAAACUGGACGCAGACGUCAGCCUCCCAGAGGCAGACCUCAAGGCCGGCGCCGUCAGCAUCGCCGCCCCCGACAUCAAGCUGCCCUCCGUGGAAGGCUCCCUGGAGCUGCAGGCGCCCGAGAUAGACCUCAAAGUGCCCUCUGGCGAAGGCUCGCUUGACGGAGCCGAGCUGGAAGCCACGGGCCUGAAGGGGAAGUUUAAGAUGCCCAAAUUCGACAAGCCCAAAUUUGGAGUGUCGCCUCCCAAGGCGGAAGGGCUCGAAGGCGAGGUCAGCCUGCCCACUGCAGAGGUCGACCUGCCCUCCGCCACCGUGACGGCCGCAGGGGAGGGCCCGGUGCUGGGCCUCAAAGCCGACGUCCCCGGUGCCAAAACCGAAGGGGCCGGCUGGAAGGUGGAGAAGCCCUCCCUCAAAAUGCCCAAAGCUGACAUCAAAGCUCCCAAGGUGGACAUCAGCCUCCCGUCCGUUGACGUCACCCUUCCAAAGGCCAGCGUCGACCUGCAGGCCCCCGAGGCGGCCCUCACCCUCGAAGGGGAAGCAAAAGCCCCGGAGAAGGAGGCCGCGAAGACCAAGGACGGCAAGUUCAAGAUGCCCAAGUUCGGCAUGCCUUCCUUUGGCUGGUCCAGCAGCAGAGAGGCCAAGGGCACCGUGGCCGCUGACGUGGACGUCAGCCUCAAGGAGCCCCAGGUGACGGUGCCCUCGGGAACCGCCGAAGUCGACGUCACCCUGCCCACGGCCGAGAUCCAAGCCCCCAGCGUGGAGGUGAGCGUCGAGACGGCUGCCGGAGGAGACGGCGAGAAAGGUCGGUUCAAGAUGCCCGACGUCAAGAUGCCCAGCGUCAAGCUGCCCAAAGUCAAAGCUCCCCACGUGCAGGUCAGCCUGCCGAAGGCGGAGGGCUCGCUGCCCAAAGGCCAGGCCGAAGUCCCGGAGGGCGAACUCAGCCUGCAGGGCCCCGACGCCGAAGGUGGCCUGGAGGCGGCUGCCGGCAAAGUGGAGGGUGCUGGCAUGAAAAUACACAUGCCGAAAGUCAAGGUGCCCAGCGUGGUCUUCUCCAAGCCGACCGUCAAGGCUCCCAAACUGGACGCAGACGUCAGCCUCCCAGAGGCAGACCUCAAGGCCGGCGCCGUCAGCAUCGCCGCCCCCGACAUCAAGCUGCCCUCCGUGGAAGGCUCCCUGGAGCUGCAGGCGCCCGAGAUAGACCUCAAAGUGCCCUCUGGCGAAGGCUCGCUUGACGGAGCCGAGCUGGAAGCCACGGGCCUGAAGGGGAAGUUUAAGAUGCCCAAAUUCGACAAGCCCAAAUUUGGAGUGUCGCCUCCCAAGGCGGAAGGGCUCGAAGGCGAGGUCAGCCUGCCCACUGCAGAGGUCGACCUGCCCUCCGCCACCGUGACGGCCGCAGGGGAGGGCCCGGUGCUGGGCCUCAAAGCCGACGUCCCCGGUGCCAAAACCGAAGGGGCCGGCUGGAAGGUGGAGAAGCCCUCCCUCAAAAUGCCCAAAGCUGACAUCAAAGCUCCCAAGGUGGACAUCAGCCUCCCGUCCGUUGACGUCACCCUUCCAAAGGCCAGCGUCGACCUGCAGGCCCCCGAGGCGGCCCUCACCCUCGAAGGGGAAGCAAAAGCCCCGGAGAAGGAGGCCGCGAAGACCAAGGACGGCAAGUUCAAGAUGCCCAAGUUCGGCAUGCCUUCCUUUGGCUGGUCCAGCAGCAGAGAGGCCAAGGGCACCGUGGCCGCUGACGUGGACGUCAGCCUCAAGGAGCCCCAGGUGACGGUGCCCUCGGGAACCGCCGAAGUCGACGUCACCCUGCCCACGGCCGAGAUCCAAGCCCCCAGCGUGGAGGUGAGCGUCGAGACGGCUGCCGGAGGAGACGGCGAGAAAGGUCGGUUCAAGAUGCCCGACGUCAAGAUGCCCAGCGUCAAGCUGCCCAAAGUCAAAGCUCCCCACGUGCAGGUCAGCCUGCCGAAGGCGGAGGGCUCGCUGCCCAAAGGCCAGGCCGAAGUCCCGGAGGGCGAACUCAGCCUGCAGGGCCCCGACGCCGAAGGUGGCCUGGAGGCGGCUGCCGGCAAAGUGGAGGGUGCUGGCAUGAAAAUACACAUGCCGAAAGUCAAGGUGCCCAGCGUGGUCUUCUCCAAGCCGACCGUCAAGGCUCCCAAACUGGACGCAGACGUCAGCCCCCCAGAGGCAGACCUCAAGGCCGGCGCCGUCAGCAUCGCCACCCCCGACAUCAAGCUGCCCUCCGUGGAAGGCUCCCUGGAGCUGCAGGCGCCCGAGAUAGACCUCAAAGUGCCCUCUGGCGAAGGCUCGCUUGACGGAGCCGAGCUGGAAGCCACGGGCCUGAAGGGGAAGUUUAAGAUGCCCAAAUUCGACAAGCCCAAAUUUGGAGUGUCGCCUCCCAAGGCGGAAGGGCUCGAAGGCGAGGUCAGCCUGCCCACCGCAGAGGUCGACCUGCCCUCCGCCACCGUGACAGCCGCAGGGGAGGGCCCGGUGCUGGGCCUCAAAGCCGACGUCCCCGGUGCCAAAACCGAAGGGGCCGGCUGGAAGGUGGAGAAGCCCUCCCUCAAAAUGCCCAAAGCUGACAUCAAAGCUCCCAAGGUGGACAUCAGCCUCCCGUCCGUCGACGUCACCCUUCCAAAGGCCAGCGUCGACCUGCAGGCCCCCGAGGCGGCCCUCACCCUCGAAGGGGAAGCAAAAGCCCCGGAGAAGGAGGCCGCGAAGACCAAGGACGGCAAGUUCAAGAUGCCCAAGUUCGGCAUGCCUUCCUUUGGCUGGUCCAGCAGCAGAGAGGCCAAGGGCACCGUGGCCGCUGACGUGGACGUCAGCCUCAAGGAGCCCCAGGUGACGGUGCCCUCGGGAACCGCCGAAGUCGACGUCACCCUGCCCACGGCCGAGAUCCAAGCCCCCAGCGUGGAGGUGAGCGUCGAGACGGCUGCCGGAGGAGACGGCGAGAAAGGUCGGUUCAAGAUGCCCGACGUCAAGAUGCCCAAAGUCAAAGCUCCCCAUGCACAGGUUAUCCUGCCCACAGCUGAAAUCCAAGCGUCUGUUAUUGAAGAGAGCUUAGAUUCCUCCUCCGGGAAAGAGGAUGGAACAGGUAAAGCUAAAAGUUCUUUGUUUAGAAUGCCUAAGGUUUCUCUUUCUAAAAGUUCAAAACCUCAGGCACAGAGUAAGCCUGAACAUGAAGUUUCUGUCUCAGAAACCCUUUGUUAUUCAGUAACAGAGGUAAGUCCUGCUGUUCUUUCAGGCAGUGUUACAUCUAAACAUCAUCCUGACAAUAAGGGAGACAGUGGCUCUAAAAAUACUAAAUUCAGAAUUCCUAGCUUGGGUUUCUCUAAAGUUGAUAUUGGGUCUUCUAAAGUUGAACAGGAUUCCCCAUUACCAAAAGGGGAUAUUACUCUUACUAAAUAUCAAAUGAAUACAGCAGAAUCUGAAUCAAAAAUAACUCUUACUGAUGAGAAUAUUUCAGUAAAAGAUUUUGAAAUUUUAAAUGAAGAUGCUUCUUUGGAGCAAGGAAGUCUGAAGCCAGGAGGAAAAACACCAGCUGCUGAAGUAUCUGUCGGUGACACAGAGUUUACAGUUAAAAUUCCUAAAUUUAGAAAACCAAAAUUUGGAAUUUCUUGGUCUAAGGGAAAACCAUCAGAAAGUGAUAUUGGUUCCAAAAUGGAAUCUGAAAUUUCCAAAGGAAGAAUAACAUCUGAUAUGGCUGAUACUGAUCUUGAAAAACCCACUCAGAUCCUUGAUGCUGAAUUAGGGGUAAAGAUAGAAAAGCCUUCACCUGAAGUUGUUCUCAGUGCACCAAAGUUGGAUGUCAGUCUCCCAUCAAUGGAAGUUACUAUGCCAAAAUUAGAAGUGGAAAUCCAUGGCCCAGAUUUAGAGUGCAAGGUGGAACAGGAAGUAGUUUCAGGAGAGAAGGACACCGAGGAGAAAGAAAACAAAUUUAAGACAUCAAAAUUCAAACUGCCUUCAUUUAGUUGGUCACCGAAGAAAGAAGCUAUUGCUCCUUCUGAAGCUGAGAAACAUCUGGAAGAACCCACUUUAUCUGGAGACACAGAAUCUGAAUUAACAUUUCCUACCUCUGAGAAUCAAUACCUUCAUGGGGAAAUUGAUACAUCAACAGAAAAAGAUGGUGAAAAGGGCAGAAACAAGAAAUCCCAAUUUAUGAUGCCAAAGAUCUCAUUCCCUAAAAUGAAGGGUCAGAAAGUCCAGGUCUCUCUGCCCGUACAGGAAACUGACGUUUGUGAUCCCAAACAAGAAAAAGAAGGUGUUUCAGUACAGAAAUCUGAGAAAGGGAGUAGCAGAGAAGGAUCAGGAAUGAGCAUAGAAGUGUCAAAAGUUACAGUCCCAACUUUGGAAUUUUCCAAACCAGAAGUCAAAGGUCCCAAAAUAGAGAUGGAUAUUAGCAUGCCUACAGGUGAGGUCAUACUUCCUAUAUGUGAAGAAGAUGACCUGACAUUCAAAUCAGCUGCUGCCAGCCCCUCCGUCUCAGAUAUUAAGACUGAAGGCUCCAUUGAGGCAAAGAGUCCUGACACAAGUGUUGAAAGAACAUCAAGUGAAAUUGCUGUGGGUGAUGUAGAAAUAAAAAUCGAAGGUCCUGAAGGGAAAACAAAAAUGUCUAAAUUCCAAAUGCCAAAGUUUGGAAUUACACAUUCUAAAGGGAAAGGGUCAGAAAAGGAGAUCAGCCAAUCCAAAUCAGAAGUCAAGGCUCCCCAGCUAAAAGCGAUGGUAGAAAUAGCUGACAUUGCUGUCGAAGCACCACAUUUGGAGGUGGAAUGUGGUACCGGAACAGAAACUUACAGCCCUAAAGUCAAAAUGACCAAAGCUGACCAUAAGGCAUCAGAAGCUGAUGCUCCCCUCUCAUCAGCUGACAUUUCUAUUCCAAAACCAGACAGUGAUAUUCAGGAUUCAGAUGCAACAUUAAAAAUCAAAGGGGAAAUAAAGCAAGAUGGAGACGGAGAAGAUAAAGAAGGACAUUUCAAAAUGCCAAAAUUCAAACUGCCAUCCUUCAGUUGGUCCCCGAAGAAGGAAGCAAGUGUUAAACCAGAUUCUGGAGCAAACUUGGAAGAUCAUAAACUUGCUGUAAUGUCAGGCAGAACAGACACAGAAGUGAGAGGAACUGCAACUGAUGAUCAAGGUACUGGGUCAGCCCUGGAUCUGGAACUAUCUGCAGGAAAAGCUGAACAAAAAAGUCCCGUUAAAAAGCCUCAAUUUGUCAUGCCUAAAAUUUCACUCUCCAAGAUCAAGGUUCCCAAAGCUCAGACACAUUCGCCAAAAGCUGAAGUUGAUGCUACUAUUCCUAAAACAGAAAGACAAGGUGAUGACUCAAUACAGAUACCUGAUAUAGAAAGAAGUCAUUAUGAAAGGGCAGAAGAAGGGGCACAAAUAAGCAUAAAAUUGGCUGCUGUUAAGAUCCCCACUCUGGAGUUUUCCAAAAUAGAAGCUGGAGCCUCCCAAACUGACAUGGGAGUCAGCUCAGCAAAGAUUGAUGCUGCUCUGCCUCCCUUAGAGGGGAGUUCUCAACAGGUUGUCCUAAAAUCGAGUUCUACUGAUGAGGAUGCCAUUCAAAAAACAGGUAUUAAGCUCCCCAAAGGAGAAGUUUCAACUGAGCUGAGGAGCCCUGAAAUAGUAACAGAAAUAUCAUCAGUUGUGGAUGGAAGAAAGAUGAAAUUGGAGGGUCCUGAAGGAAAGAUUAAAAUGCCCAAAUUCCAGAAGUUUGGAAUCUCCUUAACAAAAGGGAAAGGCCCAGAGACAGAGAUCAGCUCUCCAAAAAUAGAAGCUGAGACACCCCAGCUAAAAAUGGCAAGUGAAAUUGCUGACAUUGCUGUGGGAGUUCCAGCAUCAGAACUUACAUCUGAUAUGCCAGAUCCUGGAGUAGGUGUUUAUGCUUGUAAGAUGAAAACACCCCAAGUUCUGACAGCUGGCAUUGAAGCUCCAAAGGUAGACAUAAGCCCCCAGUCAGUGUCUAAACCAAUGACAGAGGCAGCUAUUGAGAGCCUUGAAGAGAAAUACAUCAAAUUAAAAGAAGAAUAUGAAGUAAAACCAGAAGAAGUUCAGACUGAAGAACAUCAGGGAUGGUUUAAAAUGCCAAAAUUCAGAAUACCUGCAUUUGGCAGGACACCCUUAAAGGAAAAAAAAGGUGAUGCUGGUAUUGAAAGAAGUAUGGAAAAAACUCAGGCAGGCAUUUCCUCUGCCAAAGUACAAACUGAAACAAGUAUUCCUGAAAAUACCUUCUCAUUGCCACACGCAGUUGCUGAAAUUACUAUUGGAAAAGAAGGGAUGCCAAAAUUAGAAGAUUCUGUGAAGAGUUCUGAUGUUAGCUUGCCAAAGACGGAAGGAGAUAUUACAUUAUCUGCAGAAAGAACAGAUAGUAGAGUGAAUAUUCCAAAAACCGAAACUUAUGCAGAUGUAGUUAAGCGUGGUGCUGAAGGACAAAAAAUGCAUACUUCCGAAUUCACAGUUUAUUCAUCAGAAUUGACUAAAUCGUAUGUAAGCGCUUCAGAAACUGACAAAGACAACAGUUUAACAAAAAAGUUUCCUACGUGUACUCUGAAUGUUCAAGAGCAUAAAGUCAAAUCACAGGAUAUAGCAGUCCCAAGGGCAGAAAGUUCCACUAAGUUAGAUACUUCAGAAUUAGGAUGCAAACCAUCAUCAGCUGAAAUUACUCUGGAUGCAACACAGGAGAAAAUAGACAUUAGUCUUCCAAAGGAAGAACUAGAUAUUCAAAAUCAAGAGGCAGUAAUUAAAAAAGGAAAAAUAGCAGGUGAGAUGAAAAUUAUAGGAAAAGACAGUGAAGGAAGUCAAUUAAAAAGGCCUACACGUGAAUGGUCUACAACAUCAGAAGACGGUGUUUAUGUUACAGCUAAGCUGGAAGAUGUAAAGGUAGAAGUUCCAGGAAUGAAAAUGGAAGUUAAAAUUGGUAGAGUAGAUCCUGAAAUGAAAUUUCAAGUGAAAAGUAUUGAACAGGACAAGUCUGCAGGGGUGGAAGUGCAAGUAGAAGAUAGAGCAGAAACAAGUAAAAUUAAAACAUACAAGUUUAAGAUUCCAAAGUUUGGAGUACUGCAUUCAGAAGUGAAGGGUUUUGAAGAUGAUAUCAAUUUGCCAAAGUCAGAAGCUGAUUCAGUAUCUAAAACUGAAUUAGGGACAGCAGAAAUGCAGUUUAAAACGUCAGAAGGAUCCAUUGGCCUGGAAAGUUCAGCUCUAGAUCAUAGGGAAGCGUCUGGCAGAAUAACAGUGGAAACAGUGGAGAAAUCACAAGGUGGCCCAGAAGUAAAUAUAAAAAUUCCCAAACUAAAAAUACCAAGAUUCACUUUCAAAGCUCUCCCAACUGAAGCUGAUGUUUCAUUGUCAAAAGUGCUAACAGAUCCAAUGGGAUCUUGUACUGACAUUGAAGUAGGGCAACUGCAAGCAAGUUCUGCUAUCCCUGAAGAAACACCAGAGGCUCUAGAGGGUGCUAUUCAAAAAGCAAAAAGCAAAAUUCUAACACUGACUGAACCUGACAUUAAAACAGCACAGAUGACUACUACCAUAGAAACCUCCCUUUCAAAUGCAGGGCAAGACCUUCAUUGGUCGUAUGUAGAGGGCCAAGAAGUGAGUGAGAAAGUAGAACCUGAACAUGUUGCUAUUGAAAGGUGUGAGAUUUACACUACUGAAAUACUGAAAGAAUCAGAGAUUCUCUCAUCAGAAGUCAAAACUGCUACUUUGGGAUUCUCGUUGGUCAAGGUGAAGUUGCCUGAAUCACACAGCAACUUAGAAGUGCUAGUCCAGCAGCCAUCUCCGACAGAAGAUGUAUCAGUGAGCAAAUCUAAGUGUGCUGAUGAAAGCUUUGGAGUAGCAGCACAGAGGACUGGCAGUGCUGAGCUUAAACUAUCUGACAAACCACACAGUGAGACCGAAGAAUCUAGUGGAAAAGUAAGUUUUCCAAAGUUAAAAACAUUUGCUGUUGAAGUAAAGCCUUCCAGUAAACCUGAAGAGACUCAUCCUGGUAAAUCACCAGAGGGAAUAACUGUAGGUCCUCUCUCUAAAGAUGAGGAUGUAGCUGAAGCACUAGAAGAUGAAGAAAAAGAUAUAACCACUGAAAAGGAAAAGACUGAUAGUAAAAGAUCUCCUGGAAGAUUCAAAUUUUGGCUUCCAACUAUUGGCUUUUCAUCUUCUGGUGAUGAAACAAGCACAGAUCCAAAAACAGAAGUAAAAAAAUCAGUGCCAGAAGAUGUGAAACUUGCUGACACAUCAGAUAAUGAUUCUUCUAAGCAAACUGAAAAAACUGGAUGGUUUAGAUUUCCCAAGCUUGGUUUCACAUCUCCUUCCAAAAAGGCUAAGACUGUUGACAAAGAAGAGACAGAUCACAAAGAGGGAAAAAUCUCAGAUGAAGAUAGCCCAUCAGAUAAACCUGAUGUAUUUUUUGAUGCACAAGAGAGUUUAUCACCUAAAGAAAGAACAGAGGACAAAAAAGUUGAAAUUGAUGAGGCCUCAUCUAAUGUUCCAGUUUCUCGUACUAUUGUGACGUCUUCAGCAAGAACUGAACUAAUCUUGUUGGAGGAAGAAAAAGAUAGUCAACCUAAUAUUCCUGGAGAUACAACCAAAUGAAGAUUGUUUUUUCUUAGCUUUCAAUGAAAAUAAAAUAAUCUACACAUACAGAAAAAAAUAUCUUCAUAAUUUUCUAGUAACUGAAAAUUAAACAAAACCCAAAGCUGAAAUUUAUGAAAACAGUUGAAUGGAAUUUAACACAUUUAAAUUUUCAAGUACGUGGACGUACUAUACUGUGCACUAAUAAAAAUACUGAUUUCUUCGAAUCUGACAAAAGGCAACGAUUUCUACAGAUACAGAGGAGCCCACAGUUUUAGCAAAGUCUGAAAAGAUAGCUGGACCAUGAAAGUAAAUUAUUGAAAGGCUCGAUGAUAGCAAAAAGACUUGUUAAAUAGGCUUCUCAAAACCACACCAAUUAUGUUUAGAUUAUAGAUUUUUUCCCAGAAUGGAGCAUAAACUAGUACUAUGAGAACGAUACUUACUUGUUUAGAUGUGGGACCUUUCUGACCUACUUUUGCUUUCUUAUUAAAAUAUUUUUCUUUAUUUCAGCUAAGGUAAUAUGUAUAUUCCACAAACAUUUUACAAUGCAAAAUAAAAACAAAAUACUAGUUGUAGAGAGACUAAUGCUUUACCCCUUCCUCUCUUCUCAUUUUUUUUAUUAUUCUGGUGGGUCAUAUUUAGCCUUAAAAGAAUUUAAAAAAACCCAACAGAAUAAAUUCAAGACCAAAAAACAUAUAACUAAUUCACAUUUUUAAGAUAACAAAAAAAAAACAUGCCAACAAAGAAUAAUUAGUAAAAUGUGGAUAAAUAAAUUGUAAUGUAUAUAUUUACUGGAUAGUUAAAUGCAGAGAAUGAUCUGCCACACUGGUGGAAUUGCUUCAGAGAUUUUCUGGGAAAGGAGAUGUAUAUAAUUAUUAACUUCUUUGUUUAUAUUAAUGCUUCUCUCAAGUGCACAAUGAAAACCAGAGUGCGUAUGUGACAGCCUUCACAUGUAUCAUUAAAACGUUGUCUGUAUUCUUAAUUCACAAUAAA
This is a messenger RNA of Chroicocephalus ridibundus (black-headed gull), 26538 nucleotides long. Its product is annotated as neuroblast differentiation-associated protein AHNAK-like. Bases 265 to 25566 code for a protein of 8433 amino acids. The transcript is spliced from 6 exons. Lineage: Eukaryota; Metazoa; Chordata; Aves; Charadriiformes; Laridae. Gene Ontology annotation, biological process: regulation of RNA splicing; peripheral nervous system myelin maintenance. The record is from RefSeq and is a predicted model, not a curated record. Gene Ontology annotation, cellular component: nucleus; cytoplasm. Gene Ontology annotation, molecular function: protein binding.